AUGGCCAACAAAGCAGCUCCUCUCAAGAAGGACCAGCAACCGGUAGAGGAAGAAGAUGUUAAUGUUCCAAAGUCCAUGAUCAUUAGAGUUGGAAGCUCUUUUCACAACCCUUCGCUGCAACAAUUGAGUUUGGAUUUAAGAGUAUUGAUGCAACCUCAUACUGCAAUUAAUCUGAGAGAAAGAAGAAAGAACUGUUUAAAGGAUUACGUUGUCAUGUGUGGACCAUUGGGUGUGACUCAGCUUAUGACUCUGUCUCAAAACGAAAAGACCGCAAACUGUCAUUUACGUCUUGCAAGUAUGUCUAAAGGUCCUACCACUACUUACAGAAUCAAAGAAUACAGUCUAGUGAAGGACAUUGUGAAAACCUUGAAGCAUCCAAAAAUGGUGGGAAAGAGUUCCACCAUUUUUCAAAGACCUCCAUUAUUGGUGAUGAAUGGAUUUGCCAAUCCUAAGGUCGCUGAACCUCAUGAAAAGGUGAUGAUAACCCAAUUCCAGAACAUGUUCCCACCAAUCAUGCCAGAAAAGAUAAACGUCGACAGUAUUCGUCGAGUUUUGAUGAUUAACAAGGACAAGGAAACAGGGGAGAUUAAUCUUCGUCACUAUGCCAUUGAUACCAAGGUAGUCGAUGUAAAUAAGAAUCUGAAAAAAAUACUGAAUGCUAAAAUCAAGAAGAACAAGAAAAUGCCAAAUCUUGGAAAUAUCAAAGAUAUUAGUGAAAUUUUAGAAGAUAGUCAUCAUCUGGGUUACACCAGCGAGUCAGAGGUUGAAGAUGAAGAGUCUUUGGUGCAGGUUGACGAGACUGAAUCACUGACUAAGGCCAAAGUUAUUAAGAACGAGGGAGGUGCCAACAAUAUUAGAAAGAAGGCCAUCAAAUUAGUUGAGCUUGGACCUCGUUUGAGAAUGGAACUAGUGAAAAUCGAAGCUGGGGUCUGUGACGGAGAAGUGUUGUACCAUAGAUAUGUUAAAAAAUCUGACUCCGAAAUUAUACAGCAGAAGAAGAGGCUGUCUCAGAAGGAAAGUGAGAAGGCGAAGCGUAGAAAGAUCCAAAAGGAGAAUGUGGACAAGAAACUGGCCAAGAAGCAAGAGAGAAGAAAAAGACAGAAGGAAAAGUAUGAAGCCAAUGGUUCGGCUGUGCCUGAGAAUGAUAAUAGUGCCGACGAGAGUGACGAGGAAGUUGAUCUUCGCCCUGAAGACUAUGAAAAUGACAGUGAUCUUUACAGUGAAUAG
Komagataella phaffii GS115 is the source of this 1227-nucleotide messenger RNA. Its product is annotated as Protein required for ribosomal large subunit maturation, functionally redundant with Ssf1p. The transcript has a single exon. Gene Ontology annotation, molecular function: rRNA binding. Lineage: Eukaryota; Fungi; Ascomycota; Pichiomycetes; Pichiales; Pichiaceae. Gene Ontology annotation, cellular component: preribosome, large subunit precursor. Bases 1 to 1227 code for a protein of 408 amino acids. The record is from RefSeq and is a predicted model, not a curated record. Gene Ontology annotation, biological process: ribosomal large subunit assembly; rRNA processing.